Toxotes jaculatrix (banded archerfish) is the source of this 1713-nucleotide messenger RNA. RefSeq names its product lectin, galactoside binding soluble 3b (gene lgals3b). Lineage: Eukaryota; Metazoa; Chordata; Actinopteri; Toxotidae. Gene Ontology annotation, cellular component: immunological synapse; nucleus. Gene Ontology annotation, biological process: neutrophil chemotaxis; macrophage chemotaxis; negative regulation of endocytosis. The transcript is spliced from 7 exons. Bases 249 to 890 code for a protein of 213 amino acids. The record is from RefSeq and is a predicted model, not a curated record. Gene Ontology annotation, molecular function: IgE binding; carbohydrate binding; laminin binding.
GAGUGAGUGUGUGUGAGUGUGUGUGUGUGUGUGUGUGUGUCUGUGUGUCUGGGUGUGGUCUGGAUAUGUGAGCAGGGCGAGGCUGGAGGACUUAAAACAGACUGACACUGACACAGAGUCAGUUGGUGUCUGCAGCUCUCAGGUGAACUCAGGUCGGGACUCGCCCCACCACACCCUCAGACGCUGUUUUCUUCUGCUGCUGUUUUGAAGCUUUUGUGCCUGCGUGCUUCAGAUCACAGAGGAGCAGCAUGGACCUCUCAGAUGCUCUUGGCGAUUGGCCCUCAAGUGGCAACCAAUCAGGGGCUGGCGGUCCCUGGCCUGGACAACCCAACAAUCCCACCUGGCCAGGUCAGCCCCCGGCAAACCCCACCUGGCCAGGAGGUCCAGCUGGAGGUGGAGGUAUGUGGCCUGGAGGAAACCCCAACCAGCCCACCUGGCCCUCCCCCUCCACACAACCCACAGCACCCGGAGGAUGGCCCAGUCCUUCACCUGGACCUGGACCUGGACCCUCCUUCCCCACUGUCCCUCAACAGAGUCUGGCGGUGCCGUACAAACUGAAUCUGCCCAGUGGAGUUUAUGACAAACUGCUGAUCACCAUCACUGGGACCAUCAAACCCAACGCUGAGAAGAUCACAGUGGACAUGUCCACAUCAAACGACCUGGCCUUCCACUUCAACCCUCGAUUCAACGAGAGCGGGAAGAAGGUGAUUGUCAGGAACAGCUGCAUCGGAAAGAAGUGGGGCAAAGAGGAAAGAGACCUGCAGCACUUCCCCUUUGUGCAGGGACAACCGUUUGAGGUCAGAUCAAGAUCCUGUGCACCAACAGAGAGUUUAAGGUGGCCGUCAACAACUCUCACCUGGUGGAGUUCAAACACCGGUUCACUGACCUGAAAUCCAUCAACCAGAUCAGCAUUUACAAUGACCUCAACCUGUCCAAAGUCCACACUGAGACUCUGCCCUGAGACAGAUCACCAGAGCCACCACAAAUCCACUAUAGAGCACCACAGAUCUAAAGGUUGGGAGCUGGCGGUGUCAUCUGUAGAUCUCCAGAAGAUCACAAGUGAAUCCAUAAGAAAUCACCACAAUACUAACGCUGUAUCCAUCAUAGAACAACUGGAAAUCCAUUAGAGAUCUGGGGAUCCAUUGGAGAUCUACAGAAGACCCACCAAAGAUCUACUGGACAUCAAUCUGCGAUCUAGUGAUCUGUUGGAGAUCUAUCACAGUUCUGCAGGGGAUCAAACUGAGAUCUACUAGAAAUUCAUCAACAAUGUACUGAUAAGAGAUCUGCUAGGGAUCAAACAGGGAUCUACUGGAGAUCAUUUGAUGUCAGUUAAUCCACAGCAGAUCCCGUGUAGAUCCACAGUUCAUCAUUAUAUCUAAAAUAGAUUUACAGAACAAUGUUGAUGAAUCUACAACAGAUUCCCCCAUAGAUCUACAGAAGAUGUUCCUCAGAUCCUGUGGAUUUACAGAUGAUCAUCAUAGGUCCAAAGACAAUGAUUAAUAAAUGAUUGCAAGGGAUCAUCAGGGGAUCAUCAGUAGAUCCACAGUAGAUCCUCAGUUAAUACAAAAUAUAUCUUGAACUGAGUUGUAAACGAUCCUUGGUAAGGUUAAAAAAGGUUCUCAGUGGAUCCUCUGUGGAUCCAUCCUAAGUGGAUCCUCUUGUACUCGUUUUCUUCUGUUUGAGGUGACUCAUAAAUAAAGGCUUCAUCUUUAA